This is a messenger RNA of Colletotrichum karsti, 672 nucleotides long. RefSeq lists its product as uncharacterized. Lineage: Eukaryota; Fungi; Ascomycota; Sordariomycetes; Glomerellales; Glomerellaceae. The transcript has a single exon. The record is from RefSeq and is a predicted model, not a curated record. The coding region runs from base 1 to 672 and encodes 223 amino acids.
AUGUUCCCUGCUCAUGUAAUAGGGCCAAACGGCAUCAAGCGACUGGAGAGGUUUGACCCAGGAGAGGAGCUGCUGCUCACGCCUUACCCAAUUUCCGACCCUUAUGGAGUCGGAAAGCGCUCUCAUCACGUCUAUGCUGUCGGCCCUGGGAGCCCGGAACCCGCGUCUUCCACAACAUCGGGAGACGCCGAACCUCCGCGCAAGCGUUCCAAGCCGACUACCGAAUAUGCUGCGGGCACCGAGAGCGGUGAAGUUCCCGACGAUGACGCUGACUUCAUAGCACGCGCCGACCCGAAGACCAGGGUCCGGCUGGUUAUCCAUAAAGCAAUUCGCCUGAUGAACAACGUCACAGGUCACAGAGUUAUCAUCUGUCGCGUCGAAGAUCCGCCCACUGCCUUUUCAGCCGAGAACGGGCACGCACGCCACUUGACAGACGCUAAACUGGUUAUUGUCAAAAUAUAUGGCAAAUCAUCUCUGCGGUGUAGCCCGCAUGGAAACACACCCGAUCAAGCCAAUUGGUAUCAUGACUUUACUCAGGAAGCCUCGGUGUACCAGUACCUCUACGACAAGAAGCUGACAGGCCACCCGCAUCUUGCGCCUCAGUAUUAUGGGACGUGGGCUCUAACCAACGAAUCGGACCAGGGAAGCCCGCACAGUUUGGGAGACAAGUAA